CUCACCGCAAGAAUCCAAAAUCAUCACAGCAGAGGGAGAGAAAGAAAGAGAGGGAAGGAAGAGAGAGAGAGAGAAGAGAGAGACCAUGGCUUCCGCCGUCGCUUGCAAGGGCAAGGUUCCCGUGCCGGCCAGCCUCCUCAAGUCCGGUGCUCCCGUGGCCUUCUGCGCGCUCCAGUCCCCCGCCGUCACCGCCGCCCGCCGCCCGUACAACACCCAGUUCAAGGUCAAGGAGGUCAGCCGCUACGAUGACGACGACGACGACUACAGCGGCCGCGACCUCGUCAUCCCCAGCUUCUUCUCGCAGGACGUGCUCGACCCGCUCGGCGCGCCGACCAGCAUGGAACGUCUGCUGUCUCUGAUGGAGGACGUCGCAUCUCAGACCGGCCUCUCCUCCGCUGCUGGGGCGUCGCGGCUCGGACGCUGGGUGGCCAAGGAGGACGACGACGCGGUCUACCUCAAGGUGCCGAUGCCGGGGCUGACCAAGGAGCACGUGGAGGUGCGCGCGGACAAGAACAUCCUGGUGAUCAAAGGCGAGGGCGAGAAGCAGCCCUGGGACGGCGACGGCGACUCCGCAGUGCCGAGGUACAACCGCCGCAUCGAGAUGCCCGCCGACGCGUACAAGAUGGACAAGAUCAAGGCCGAGAUGAAGAAUGGCGUGCUCUGGGUCACCCUGCUCAAGGUCAAGGAGGAGGAGCGCAAGGACGUCUUCCACGUCAAGGUCGAGUAGUCCUGGUGGUAGUGCUCAUGGAGGAUGGCCGGCGAGAGAGUGUGAGAGACGCCUUGUUGAUGUGGUGAUGUUUGGUGUCUUUUCUUCCUUGUUUUGCUUCGUUGAUUGUCUUGGAUCCAGUAGGUGAAGUUGGCCGCAAACUCUGUUAGUUUCCUCUAGUUCGGCAUAUGAUGAACUUGCUUUGGUGAUGAAAUUGGUGAUGAAAUUCUGUUGAUUUUCUAAGUUUGGCAUAUGAUGAA
This is a messenger RNA of Triticum dicoccoides, 966 nucleotides long. Its product is annotated as 26.2 kDa heat shock protein, mitochondrial. The record is from RefSeq and is a predicted model, not a curated record. The transcript is spliced from 2 exons. The coding region runs from base 86 to 727 and encodes 213 amino acids. Lineage: Eukaryota; Viridiplantae; Streptophyta; Magnoliopsida; Poales; Poaceae.